Messenger RNA from Asparagus officinalis (garden asparagus), 1201 nucleotides. Its product is annotated as ATP-dependent Clp protease proteolytic subunit-related protein 3, chloroplastic-like. The record is from RefSeq and is a predicted model, not a curated record. Gene Ontology annotation, cellular component: endopeptidase Clp complex. Gene Ontology annotation, molecular function: ATP-dependent peptidase activity; serine-type endopeptidase activity; ATPase binding. Gene Ontology annotation, biological process: protein quality control for misfolded or incompletely synthesized proteins. The coding region runs from base 62 to 832 and encodes 256 amino acids. The transcript has 10 exons. NCBI's taxonomy places the organism in Eukaryota, Viridiplantae, Streptophyta, Magnoliopsida, Asparagales, Asparagaceae.
UAAAGACCCUUUUCUAUCCAAGCUCGCUUCCAUCGCCGCGGCAAAUCCAGAUCUUGUAGCGAUGCCGUCGUCGUCGAAUUCUGAGAUUCCUCCUUUUCUUGACCUCUUUGAUAGCCCUAAGCUCAUGGCCUCGCCUGCCCAGGUGGAACGAUCUGUUUCUUAUAAUGAGCACAGGCCAAGAAAGCCUCCCCCAGACCUGCCAUCUUUACUUCUUCAUGGACGUAUCGUCUACAUUGGCAUGCCAUUGGUGCCAGCUGUCACAGAGCUUGUAAUUGCAGAGUUGAUGUACCUGCAAUGGAUGGACCCAAAGCAACCGAUAUAUCUAUAUAUCAAUUCUACUGGAACAACUCGUGAUGAUGGUGAAACUGUUGGAAUGGAGAGUGAGGGUUUUGCUAUAUACGAUGCCAUGAUGCAGCUAAAGAACGAGAUCCAGACUGUAGCUGUUGGAGCUGCAAUAGGCCAGGCCUGCUUACUUCUGGCGGCUGGGAAGAAAGGUAGACGAUUUAUGAUGCCUCAUUCGAAAGCCAUGAUUCAGCAGCCUCGUGUCCCGUCAUCUGGGCAGAUGCCAGCAAGUGAUGUUCUUAUUCGAGCAAAAGAGGUUAUAACUAACAGAGACACACUUGUUAAACUUCUAGCAAAGCACACUGGAAAUUCUGUGGAAGAAGUAUCCAAGGUGAUGCGGAGACCAUUUUAUAUGGAUUCGAUGAAAGCUCAGGAGUUUGGUGUCAUCGAUAAGAUACUUUGGCGUGGUCAAGAGCAGAUAAUGGAUGAUGCUGCUUCUCCUGAGGAAUGGGACCGGAAAGCUGGAAUCAGAGUUGUUGAGGGGAUUUGAUUUGCAGAUACUUGGAAAAACUUUGGCUCUUAGUGGACAUAAGGAUAUACAGUAAGAGCUGAUUAAGCAUCUAAUGUGGUAUAGAUGGCAAGCUAAUGCAAUGAUGAGAUGUUGCAAGAGGACAAUGCACGGCGAUGGAGUAAAUUUAUGGAAAAGCAGCCUGUGGUCGAUAGUAGAAUACAUAAAUCGACGUGUUAAAUGGGUUGCAAAGCUUGUAAAAUGAGAAGUGUAUGUUAAUUUAUACCCCAGAUGAAGGGGGAUAAAAAGCUCUUUAACUUUUGUGAGUAUCAUUGUAGAGAAUUUACAGCACAAUGAUAGAUAAUUAAAUGCAAUGUUUAAAUACAGGGAGGGAACUGCGUUAUUACCAAA